Molecule: messenger RNA, 1776 nt
Organism: Erpetoichthys calabaricus (reedfish)
Lineage: Eukaryota; Metazoa; Chordata; Cladistia; Polypteriformes; Polypteridae
Product: E3 ubiquitin/ISG15 ligase TRIM25-like
Exons: 7
Coding region: 32-1228 (398 amino acids)
Molecular function (GO): zinc ion binding
Source: RefSeq, a predicted model, not a curated record
UUCUCUCUGCCUGUUUCCCCUCUGAGUGACGAUGGCCGAAGCCCAGUUCUUUGUAUCACAAGAUGAGUUCACCUGCUCAGUGUGUCUAGAGAUUCUCAGUGACCCUGUGACAAUCCCCUGUGGUCACAGUUUCUGUCUGAAGUGCCUCACUGACUGCUGGGAUCAGAGCCAAGAGUGCAGCUGUCCUCAGUGCAGAGAGACCUUCAUGCCAAGGCCUGAGCUACGAAGAAGCACUGUGCUGAAUGAAGUCAUCAAGAAAUUAAAGAAGACGGCAAUCAGUCCUCGUCCUCUUCCUCAGCCUCAGAAUUAUGCAAGCCCUGGAGACGUGGAGUGUGACUUCUGCACUGUGAAUAAAUUUAGAGCGGUGAAGUCCUGUCUGACCUGUAUGGCCUCUUACUGUCAGACUCACCUUCAGCUUCACUUUGAAAUAGCUGCCUGGAAGGACCACAAGCUGGUUGAUCCUGAUGGCAAUCUGAAGGAGAAACUCUGUGUGAAACAUCUGAAAAGCUUGGAAAUAUUUUGCAAAACCGAUGAGACAUGUGUCUGCUUGAUGUGUGUGGUGACUGGACAUAAAAAUCAUGAAAUAGUGGAGCUGGAAAUGGAAAGAGAAGAAAAAGAGAAACAGUUGGAGGUGACACUGAGUGACAUCACAAGGAGACUUGAGGAGAGAGAGAAGACACUGGAGGAGACAAGAAGGGUGAUGGAGCAGAUGAGGAUCUCUUUUGCAAGAGAAGUAGAAGAAAAUGAGAAAAGCUUCAAUGACCUUAUUAACUACAUAAUGGAAACCCACAGUAAAUUGACUGCGAGGAUCAGAAAACAAGAGAAGAGGGAAAUGAAGAAGGCUGAAGGAGUCUUGGAGCAACUGGGGAAAGAGAUUCAGGAACUAAAGAGGAGAGACGCUGAGCUUCAGAAGCUUUCAGACACCAAGGAUCACAUCCGCUUUCUGCAGACUUUCUCAUCUCUCUGUGUUCUUCCUGCUGAUGGAGACUCGCUCAACUUCACUGUCACUGCUGAUUUCUCUUCUGAGGACCUGAGAAAGGAGAUGUCAUGUCUGAGGAAGAGUGUGGAGAAGGUGAGCCAGUGGGACAUCAUGUCAAGGACUCCAUCAGUUAGGAGAGUGGUCAGGGUGCCACUAAGGACCACACGGAGGCCUUUUGGAAGGAGAUGGACAACACCAACAAUAAGAAAAGGUUCUGGAGCCCGCAAUUCUCACCCUAAAACCUCCUGAACCUCGGAGCAGAGAGGAGUUUUUAGAAUACUUUUAUCCUCUCACAAUGGACAUCAACACGGCACACAGAGAGCUCCGUCUGUCUGAAGGGAACAAGAAGGUGACGCGUGAUGGGACAGAGAUUGAAUAUCCUUAUCAUCCUGACAGAUCUGACUACUGGGAACAAGUUCUGUGCAGAGAGGCUCUGACUGGGACUCACUGUUACUGGGAGGUGGAGUUCACUGGAGACUUAAUGAGGAUUGGAUUCGCAUAUAAAGGACUGAGCAGGAAAAGAGAGGGCAGGGUGUGCAGCCUGGGAAACUACAACAAGUCCUUGAGUUUGUGGUGUUUUAAUUCCAAGUAUUCUGUGCACCACAAUAAUAAGGAGACUGUAAUCAGCACUCCCUACAGCCUCAGAAUAGGUAUUUAUCUGGACUGGCCUGCUGGCUCUCUGUCAUUUUAUAGCGUCUCACACACAGUGGCCCUCCUACACAGGUUCAACACCUCCUUCACUGAGCCCCCCUAUCCAGGGUUUGGGGUUGGUACUGACUGCAGUGUGACAAUCUGCC